AUGUCUGAGAAGCAAGGCUGUGCAGGAAAAGUCAUUCAAAUCUGGCCAGACGAUCUUUUAGACGUAACAGGAGCAGAGUAUAGUAGAUUUCUAAUAAAGUUUAGUGCUGUCAACUGUUCCCCCUGUGAGAAUCUACAGGCAUUUUUGGACAGUGGACUGCUGGAACUUGAGCAUGACCUACCUGUCUUUCAGAUUAAAGCCAAAGACAACACAACAAACGUGUACAACGAUCUGAGAAAGUUCUUCAAGUUCAAGACUCUGCCAUACUGUGUAGUCACAAGUACAUCGCUAGACGUUAUUGACCAUAUGGCUGGGUUCUCAGACCCCGAAAUCUUCAAGAGCUUUAUCUACAAGAACUUUAAUGUAUCUCAAUAA
Vittaforma corneae ATCC 50505 is the source of this 375-nucleotide messenger RNA. RefSeq lists its product as uncharacterized. The record is from RefSeq and is a predicted model, not a curated record. The transcript has a single exon. The coding region runs from base 1 to 375 and encodes 124 amino acids. NCBI's taxonomy places the organism in Eukaryota, Fungi, Microsporidia, Nosematidae.